CUGUACGUAGCAAUACAGGGCAGAAAACUCAGCCAGAGGUGAUGUCGCAGAACGCAAGAAAGCUAAUUCAGAAAAAUCUUGCCACGUCAGCAGAUACUCCUCCAAGCACAGUCCCAGGAACUGGCAAAAGUGUUGCCUGUAGUCCCAAAAAAACAGCCAGGGACCCUAAAACGGGAAAAGCUGUGCAGGAAAGGAAUUCAUACGCAGUUAGCGUGUGGAAGCGGGUCAAAGCCAAGUUAGAGGGCCGAGACGUGGAUCCCAACAGGAGAAUGUCUGUUGCUGAACAGGUUGACUUUGUGAUUAAGGAAGCAACUAAUCUAGAUAACUUGGCUCAGCUGUAUGAAGGUUGGACUGCCUGGGUAUGAGUAGGGAGAAAGCAGAUCGGUCUGGUUCAGCGAGGUCAGACAUCCACCAGAAUCAACUCGGCCUCAGGCAUCCGUAGCCGCACCACAGUCGGUGGUGAUGCAUACUGGGGCUUAAUCUGAGGAAACCUAGGAAUCUCGGUGCACUGGGAAGUGAAUCCUGCAGGAUAGCUGCACUCAGGGAUACACUAAACACAAUGGUCUGCAACCCCCACAGUCAAGGGUGAAAGCUCACCGCUUGAACAGCACGGUUUGUGUUUCUGCUACGGAAGAACUGCAAACGUGUCUGGGGGUUAGCCGCAGAAAGAAAUCGGGAUGCUACAAACCGCAGAGUGAUUUGGAACUCAGUUCCACCUGACCCUGUGAACAAUUCAGGAAACACCGAACCCUGUUCAAAGAAUAACAGAAAAAGUGGGGCCAUGAAGAAAUCACAGCAAGGGAAGAUUUGAUGCAUUCAGAUUCUUGUUACUCUCGUUGCGUGGCAACAGUGCUGGUUGAGUCGACCAGUUAGUACGGAAAAAGGCUACAAAAUGUAAACUUCAGAAAUGGACUGAAAGCAAAGAGCUGUACAUCAGAUAUAUGCUGCAUUGGAAGAACUUCUGAGAUAGAAGAAAAAGCCUUUGUUCUCUUCUCCCUUUCCUCUUUCCUUUUUCUCCUCCCUCCCAGCCUCUCCUUGCAUACAUCCCUCUUGGCUUCUUCUUGUAGGUUAGGCGUACUUCCAAUAUACUUUUUAUUUCAAUCCUUCUACUUCACAGUUUAGUCAAAUUAACAACUUAAAUUUUGUUUGGUAAACAAAUUUUCCAAAAAGCACUGAAAAUAUAGAACAUCAAUGAUUACUUAUGAGUUGGAUGGUCAAAUGCAAAAUGUAAUUUUGGUUAUUUUAAAGUCAUUUCUGUGAUUCUAUUAUGUACAGUUUCUCAAAAUUGUCACUGUGCAUUUAAAAGUAAUGAAUCCUACAGGCAUUUGAUUUAAUGUGCACUUCCCUCUGCUUGCAGUGUACACUUUUUUGUAAUUCAAAUUGUCCCUCCAAUCUCAUUCUACUGUGAUUGCUGUAGUUUCUUUCGUACGAUGUAGCUAAUCCAAUGUAAUCUUUACCUUUUUAAAAACCAGGAUAGAGUACCUAGUAGAGUUUUACAUUGUUGAUGACGGAUAAACAAUAAAGUGAUGUUCUGGUGGA
Pterocles gutturalis (yellow-throated sandgrouse) is the source of this 1539-nucleotide messenger RNA. Its product is annotated as serine/threonine-protein kinase SMG1-like. Lineage: Eukaryota; Metazoa; Chordata; Aves; Pterocliformes; Pteroclidae. The transcript is spliced from 3 exons. The annotation marks the transcript as partial. The record is from RefSeq and is a predicted model, not a curated record. Gene Ontology annotation, molecular function: protein binding. Gene Ontology annotation, cellular component: nucleus.